UAAACACGAAAACCUAUAAAUACCUCACUUCACUCACUUCUUUGCUACUCACUUUUGCUCUCUCUCUCUCUCUCUCUCUCUCUGAUCAAUCUUCUUUCUGAGAUCGUUGAACCUUUCUGAGAUUUUGCGAUUCAAAAGAUUAAUCGUUGAAUCUUUCGAAUCAACCACAAACAGCACAACACACUGAUUCUUACAUUUAAUCAUAAUCAUAUCUAUUUCUUUAUUUUCAUUUUGUUUCCGUUUAAUUCUUUCCGUUUAAUUGCAUUGCAGGUUUAUUCUUUAAUCAUGAAUUCGAGAUACCCUUUUCUUACAAACCCUAGUUCUUCGAAAGAUAAGUGGGACAGGUUUAUCCCAAAUAGAUCUGCAAUGGAUUUCGAUUAUGCAUGCUACAUGGUGAUGGAGGGUACAAAGGUAAGAAAGGAGAAUCCCAACAGAAAUUCUGAAUACCAGAAACGACUUGCGGAAGCCUGUAACAUGAAUGACAGAACCCGAAUAUUGGCCUUUAAGAACAAGCCUCCAAUACCGGUGGAACUUGUCCCUAAGGAACUUGUUUUCCCUUCUCCUCCUCCUCGUCCUCAAUCCAAACCCUCUAAGCCCAGACGCAUUUCUAAGACUUGUACUAGGAUCGUGGAUGCCCCUGAUAUCUCAGGAGACUUUUACACGAAUUUGUUAGAUUGGGGUAGUGAUAAUGUUAUUAGCAUCGCCCUCCAAAAUACCGUUUAUCUUUGGAAUGCUUCAGAUUGUUCUGCUUCAGAACUCGUCACCGUGGAUGAGGAACAUGGUCCUGUUACAAGCGUUAGCUGGUCCCCAGAUGGAUGUCAUUUAGCCAUUGGUUUGAACGAUUCUCUUGUCCAGUUUUGGGAUACCACUGCUGAAAGAAUGGUAAGAACAUUGAGGGGUGGACACAGAGAAAGAGUCAGUGCACUGGCUUGGAACGGUCAUACUCUGACAACAGGAGGAAUGGAUGGUAAAAUAGUAAACAAUGACGUUAGAGCGAGAUCACACAUCGUUGAAACCCUCAAGGGACACGAUAGAGGGGUUUGUGGGCUCAAAUGGUCACCCUCUGGACAACAAUUGGCAAGUGGUGGAAAUGAUGAUGUUGCUCAGAUAUGGGAUAGGUCAGUGGCUUCUUCAAAUUCACCUACCCGUUGGCUUCACAGGUUCGAGGAACACGAAUCUGCUGUGAAGGCACUGGCUUGGUGUCCUUUCCAGGGUAAUCUAUUGGCUUCUGGUGGAGGUGCACUUGAUCGUUGCAUUAAGCUGUGGAACACACAAACGGGUGAAAAAUUAAACUCUGUUGACACGGGAUCGCAAGUAUGUGCUCUGCUGUGGAAUAAAAAUGAGCCUGAGCUUCUUAGCUCUCAUGGUUUCCAUGAGAACCAGCUUAUCCUAUGGAAGUAUUCUUCAAUGGUGAAGAUGGCAGAGCUCAAGGGUCAUACCUCGAGGGUGCUGCACAUGACACAGAGUCCAGAUGGAGAUAUGGUGGCAACUGCUGCCGCAGAUGAAACACUAAGAUUAUGGAAUGUCUUUGGAACACGAAAACGUGUUGAGCCCUUUACUAGUUUCAACCGUAUCCGUUGAAGAUGAAGACUUGUGUUACUUCUGUACGAAAAAUGAUUGUUUAAAUAAUUUUUUAUGGUAUCCCCUGUUCUAGUUUUUGCAGGUACACAGAUGUUUGAUGGGAAGAUACAUAUAUUUAUACAGUAAGCAAGUGUAUAUGUUCAUACAUAUUACAUACAUAUCUUGGACUGAAGGGACAUGAUUGGAUUUUGGAAUGAGUCUGUGAAUGUAUGCAUAUACAAG
Molecule: messenger RNA, 1803 nt
Organism: Medicago truncatula (barrel medic)
Lineage: Eukaryota; Viridiplantae; Streptophyta; Magnoliopsida; Fabales; Fabaceae
Product: cell division cycle 20.1, cofactor of APC complex
Exons: 4
Coding region: 286-1581 (431 amino acids)
Biological process (GO): positive regulation of anaphase-promoting complex-dependent catabolic process; positive regulation of ubiquitin protein ligase activity; anaphase-promoting complex-dependent catabolic process
Cellular component (GO): anaphase-promoting complex
Molecular function (GO): anaphase-promoting complex binding; ubiquitin ligase activator activity; protein binding
Source: RefSeq, a predicted model, not a curated record